Molecule: messenger RNA, 1292 nt
Organism: Pezoporus occidentalis (night parrot)
Lineage: Eukaryota; Metazoa; Chordata; Aves; Psittaciformes; Psittacidae
Product: DNA ligase 1-like
Exons: 7
Coding region: 37-891 (284 amino acids)
Source: RefSeq, a predicted model, not a curated record
GGCACUGGGCCGACCCGCAGCGGAGAAAAGCCGAGGAUGGACCGCGACGGGCCGGACGCUGCUCGGCGGGAGGCAGAGGUGGAGCGCGGGCGUUACUUGGCGCGGCGGGCGGUGGCCCAGGAGCAGCUGGCGCAAAUAAAGGAGCGCAAACAUCAGGCAGAUCUGGCCAAGCUAGAAGACAGAAGAGAAGGGGAACAAAUACAGUUAUCAAACCAAUUGUACCAACUGGAAAUUCAGAAAGACAGAGAAAAGGAAGAGAAAGAAAAAGUUGAACGCCGGAGACAGCAUCACGAUUAUGUAUCUGAAAAGAAAACAAUUAAAGCUGAAGAGAAACAAAAAGAAGACAAUGAAGAUGAUCGGAUUGAGGCUUAUAUUAAAGAAAAAGAAAUGAUGGCUGAUCUGGCAAGAGAAAAAGUUGCUGAGACUAAUAGGGCAAUCCAGGUGCAUAAGGACAAAGCUCUUGAACAACUAACUGCGCAGAUAAAUGAGGCAUUUAAGGUUGAAGAUGAUCGUCUUGCUAGAGGAGCUGCAGCAGUAGAAGAUGAGUACCAAAUAAAAAUCAAAGAGAAAGAAGCAAAACAAAAGGCUGCCAUUGAAGCUAUUGCUGAACACAGAACCACCAUGAUGAAGAUGAAAGUAGAGAAGGAGAAAGAAGAAAAAGCAGAGGGUGAGAGAGAUCGUAAUCAGCAGAUGACAGCAGAUCACACCUACCUGGAAAAAGAAAAAGACAUGAAACAAAGACAACAUGAUGCCAGCAUGGAUGUACAGAAAUUUCUGAUCCAGCAAAUGGCUGAAAAGCGGGCAAAAAAACAGCAGGAAAAACAAGAUGACUUGGACUACGAUGCUCAGAGAGAAGCUGCUUUCUGCAAGGAUCGAGCAUUUUGGAGAUAGAAAAUACAUCAGAUAACUGCAGAAGUAUCUACUAAGGAAGAAGAAGCUAGCCACUGCCUCCUUACAAGUUAGAUGUGCCUGCAAAACCUAUCAGUGCCUAACAGCUGGAGCAAGUUACAAGGCAUGCUAUUUGCCAAAAACCGCCUAUACUCAACUUCAGCUCAACAACAAAGUGCCACAGCUUGCAACUGUAUCAGUAACCGCUCUGUUUUAUUAUGGAACAAAGCAGUAGAUUUACUUUUUAGAAGUCACAAGGUAACAACCAAAGGUAAACUAUCAACUCACCUGCACUGUAUUUGAGUAUUGCUGGGCCUCCAGGGUUCAUUCAAAGCUUAUGCUUUGGCUUAAAAAAAAAUUUCUUGCUGAACAAAUAAUAAAAUUGAGUAAACUGUUUAAAAACA